AUGUGUUCAAACAUCACUGGCGACCUGGAUUUGAACGGCGCAUCUAGCGACGACACUCCAUCAGAUACACGGUCGACUACCAGCUUGUCCUCAACAACCGUAUCAACGGGCACAUUGACAACCGGGAGGCAUCACCUGUUGGUUCUCUCCGGCCACACCGCUGGCUCACUCACACAGGUCUCGGAACGUAUCGUCAAAUAUGCGGAGGGUCAUCCCAACCGCCUUGGCGAUCUGGCCUACACGUUGCGCUCACAGCAUGAACAGCUGGCCUACCGCUCGUACGCCGUUGCGUCAGACGGUGGGACCGAAGUUUCAGUGAAGAUGUCACCUGCGGUGCAGGUAAAGGACAGCAAUCCCGUCUGCAACUUCAUCUUUACAGGACAAGGCGCGCAGUGGGCACGUAUGGGGGCCGAACUCCUAUCCGACUUUCCCGGGUUUCGCAAAUCCAUUCAAGCCAUGGACAAUGCGCUGCAGCACGUUCCGAACCCUCCCCCUUGGACAAUCGAGGCACAGCUUUGUCUUCCUGAGGGGGAAAGUAGAGUGAACGAGCCUGAAUUUGUCCAGCCUCUCUGCACUGCAAUACAAAUUGGCCUCGCCGACGUACUACGAUCGGCAGGCGUCAAGCCUGCCGCAAUUGGCAGUCACUCUGGCGGUGAUGUCGCUGCCGCGUACGCAGCAGGGGCGUUGACGCAAAGGGAAGCCAUCACAAUUGCUUAUUACAUUGGUCAGGUCUCAAAGGAUCAUUCACGAAACGGCGGUCUAGUUGCAGUCAGACUUGGUCGAGAAGAUGUGACACCUUUUUUGCCAGCACACGUCUCGGAAGGGGUGGCUAUCGUUGCGUGCGACAACAGCCCCAACAGUGUCACUCUCUCUGGUGACAACGACACGCUGGAGACGGUGAUGCAAAAGAUCAAGGCUAGCAAGCCCGACUGCCUCGUCCGUCGUCUCCAAGUCGACAAGGCUUAUCACUCGGAGCUCAUGAAUGAUGUCGCCGGUUACUACGAGGGCGUUCUAGCUCCCCUGUUGUCACCAGCAACGCCGAAAAUUCCUUUAUAUUCCAGCGUGACGGGAAAGCGCAUAACUACGGAAGAGCCAGUCGGUGCUUCGCAUUGGAGGAAAAACCUUGCGAGUCCCUGCUAUUUUUACUCAUCUAUUCAGCAGAUGCUUGAGGCCACAAUGGAGCCGUCAAAGCCGCUGGUGCUCCUUGAAGUUGGCCCUCAGCCAGCGUUGCCAGGGCCAAUUCGAGACAUCAUAAAAGGCAUGGGCGCAGAGUUCUCCGGGACGGCACUCACCUACGCUACCACGUUGGUUCGAAAACAGCAUGCGACGCAGGCAUUCUUGUCUUCACUUGGCCAACUUCAUCAAGUAUCUGUCUCCGUCGACCUUGAGAACAUUGCAAGAAGCAUGGCUCCCCCGGGUGCAGAAUACCAACCAAGUGUGUUGAGUGACUUGCCUCGAUCUGAACCUCCUCAAACUAUUGAACAUGAGGUUUUCGAAUUCAGCUCGGAUGAGGAUGAAGAUUAG
Messenger RNA from Drechmeria coniospora, 1524 nucleotides. RefSeq lists its product as uncharacterized. Lineage: Eukaryota; Fungi; Ascomycota; Sordariomycetes; Hypocreales; Ophiocordycipitaceae. Bases 1 to 1524 code for a protein of 507 amino acids. Gene Ontology annotation, biological process: fatty acid biosynthetic process; secondary metabolite biosynthetic process. Gene Ontology annotation, molecular function: fatty acid synthase activity. The transcript has a single exon. The record is from RefSeq and is a predicted model, not a curated record.